Molecule: messenger RNA, 718 nt
Organism: Castor canadensis (American beaver)
Lineage: Eukaryota; Metazoa; Chordata; Mammalia; Rodentia; Castoridae
Source: RefSeq, a predicted model, not a curated record
ACAAGCCCAAGAAGCCCAAGAACUUGCCAAAGUUGCAAAGCACAGGUGCCAAGAUGUCCCAGUCACACCCAGACCUGUGUCACUGACACCUUAGUGCUGGCAUUUUUCUAGGGCUCUAUGCUUUUUCCACUUCAGGAGGGUCUCAAAGAUAUUCGUACAAAGGUAUGGGGACUGCUGGGUUUCAAAUGGUCACAUUCAUGAUUCUGUUUUUUUGCUUUAGGAACCUUUCACAACCUUCUUCCUCAAUGCAAAUGAAGGAAAAUUUGACCAUCCAGAUCGAACCUUCUCAUCAAUUACCAGGUCUUGGAGAACUAGUCAGAGAGAUACUUCUGACGUAAAGGAACUAAUUCCAGAGUUCUACUACCUACCAGAGAUGUUUGUCAACAGUAACGGAUAUCAUCUUGGAGUCAGAGAAGAUGAAGUAGUGGUAAAUGAUGUUGAUCUUCCCCCCUGGGCAAAAAAACCUGAAGACUUUGUACGAAUCAACAGGAUGGCCCUGGAGAGUGAAUUUGUUUCUUGCCAGCUGCAUCAGUGGAUUGAUCUUAUAUUUGGCUAUAAACAGCGAGGACCAGAAGCAGUCCGAGCUCUGAACGUUUUCCACUACUUGACCUAUGAAGGCUCGGUGAAUCUGGACAGUAUCACUGAUCCUGUGCUCAGGGAGGUAGGUGUGAAGUUCUGUAUUCUUCCAAAACUGGCAUCUCUCAAAACACAAAUUUGA